This is a messenger RNA of Nymphaea colorata (pocket water lily), 753 nucleotides long. RefSeq lists its product as uncharacterized. NCBI's taxonomy places the organism in Eukaryota, Viridiplantae, Streptophyta, Magnoliopsida, Nymphaeales, Nymphaeaceae. The transcript has a single exon. Bases 97 to 594 code for a protein of 165 amino acids. The record is from RefSeq and is a predicted model, not a curated record.
UGGAUGAUUUUUCACAACUUAAAGGAAGAGCCCUGCUCCAAUCCAUGCUUGCCUUGACUGUUGGAUGAUAAAACUCCCUCUCUCUUUCUCACUCAUAUGGGGAACUCCCUUUCCUGCUCACCAAUUCAAUUCAAUUCUUCACCAAGAUCUGUCAAGGUUGUGAAUACUGAAGGAAAGGUCGAGGAAUACAUGCGGCCGGUCAUGGCUGCUGAGCUAAUGCUGGAAAACCCUCAGCACUUCCUUUGCGAUGCCCGUCACCUUCACGCUGGUCACCGGAUUCCGGUGGUGCUAGCGGACCAAGAGCUCGAGCAACAGCGAGUCUACUUCCUCUUACCCAUGGAGAUGCUCUACUCUGUCCUGUCCCAGAAAGACAUGGAGUCCCUCUCUCUGAAGGUCUCCCCAGCUACAAGAAGGAUUGGCUUCGGGGGCAUUUUCCCUAUGCUGGGCGAGUCCUGCAUAUUCCCUUCUCAGUGCAGGUCAAGAAAGAAAGAUGCCAACUUGUUGGCAGCCCCUGUAUGCUUAACAAGGCAGAGGUCUUCUCAGCAGUGGAGACCCUCGUUGUAUACAAUCGUGGAAACUCCAAGAAGGCUCUGACAACUAUAUAUGGUUACCACCAUCCUUGUGAUUAUCAUCAAUGCCGCCAGCAUCGCCGUCAUCAUUGCUUGUUUGAGAUUGCUCAGGUUCACUAAAUUGCUUUCAUGUAAUUGGAAGUGUUCAAAUUAAGCUGCUCUCUGCAAUAGAUCAAAAGCUUAA